Molecule: messenger RNA, 230 nt
Organism: Effrenium voratum
Lineage: Eukaryota; Dinophyceae; Suessiales; Symbiodiniaceae
Source: the annotation of a GenBank genome assembly
GUCACACCACCAAGGCCGCAAGGCUCUCGAUGUUCGAGUGUGCCAAGUGCCAACGACACGUGAAGAAGGUGAACUUCUACUUCUGGCGCUGCGAGCGCUGCAGCGCUCGCCAGCGCUGCGGCCAGGGUUUGGAGCUGUGCUUCCGUUGCACCCAGGAGAAGUUCCCAGACCUGCGUCCGCCGGAGCGCAGCCGGGAGAAGCCUCUCAGCAGCAGCAGCAGCUCCCUGCAG